Strigops habroptila (Kakapo) is the source of this 3001-nucleotide messenger RNA. RefSeq names its product fermitin family member 1 (gene FERMT1). Lineage: Eukaryota; Metazoa; Chordata; Aves; Psittaciformes; Psittacidae. Gene Ontology annotation, molecular function: integrin binding. Gene Ontology annotation, cellular component: focal adhesion. Gene Ontology annotation, biological process: integrin-mediated signaling pathway; cell-matrix adhesion. The transcript is spliced from 16 exons. Bases 369 to 2402 code for a protein of 677 amino acids. The record is from RefSeq and is a predicted model, not a curated record.
UGCUGGCGGCGGGGCCGGGCCGGGCUCUCCUCCUCCUUCUCCUCCUUCUCCCCUCGCCGUCCCCCAGAGGCCAGGUGGAAGCGGAGGGAGCGGGAGCCGGGCCGGGAGGAGCGGGACGGCGCUGCCACCGGAGACCGCAAAUUGCCAAAACAGAUCCCACCCACAAUGGAGGCUUUAUGGUGUCCAGACUGGCAGAUUAGCACUGUAUAGUGUGGAAACCUGGGGAAACCAGGCUAUCUCUGCCCAACUGCAGACAUUUGAGUUGCGGAGGGAGUGAAAUCAGGAUAAACCAAAUAAAAACAAGAGUCUUGCAAGAGUAACCACGAGAGUGGGGUCUAGUUCAGAGAACUUACCUAGACCUUUCCAAAAUGAUUUCCUCAAGUGAAUAUGGGUCUCACUCCUGGGAGCUCUUGGUGAUAGUUGAUCAUCAGCAUGAAGAGGUACAAAAGGAUUUUCUUCUACGGGUCACAGGGGACCUUCAUAUUGGAGGACUGAUGCUGAAAUUAGUAGAAAAAAUCAAGCUAGCACAGGAUUGGUCAGACUAUGCCCUUUGGUGGGAGCAAAAAAAAUGUUGGCUUCUGAAAACCCACUGGACACUGGAUAAAUGCGGGGUGCAGGCAGAUGCUAAGCUGUUCUUUACGACUCAGCACAAAAUGCUGCGGCUUCGCCUGCCAAACAUGAAGACUGUGAGACUGAAAGUCAGCUUCUCCUCUAUGGUAUUCAAAGCUGUCAGUGACAUCUGCAAAAUCCUCAACAUUAGACGGUCGGAAGAACUCUCCUUGUUGAAGCCAUCAGAAGACACGCUCAAAAAGAAAAAGAAAAAAGACAAGAACACCAAAGAACCAGUUACAGAAGAUAUUUUGAACCUGUGCAACUCUCCAGUGAGUUCUGGGUUAUCAGGAAGUCCAGGUUUGUACAGUAAAACAAUGACACCCACUUAUGACCCCGUCAGUGGGACACCAGCUUCUUCUACCAUUACUUGGUUCAGCGACAGUCCCUUGACUGAGCAGAACUGCAGCAUCCUCGCCUUCAGUCACCCCAACUGCUCUCCAGAAACACUUGCAGAGAUGUACCAGCCUCGGACCUUAGCUGACAAAGCCAAGCUCAGCGCAGGCUGGUUAGACUCAUCCCGAUCGCUUAUGGAACAAGGCAUUCUGGAGGACGAUCAACUUCUCUUACGCUUUAAAUACUACACUUUCUUUGAUUUGAAUCCAAAAUACGAUGCAGUACGAAUAAACCAAAUCUAUGAACAAGCCCGCUGGGCCAUCCUGUUAGAAGAGAUUGAUUGUACAGAGGAAGAAAUGCUCAUCUUUGCUGCAUUACAGUACCACGUAAGCAAGUUAUCAUUAUCAUCAGAGGCACAAGACUUCGCCUGUGAAUCAGAAGUAGAUGAAGUAGAAGCUGCACUUUCUAAUCUGGAAGUGACACUGGAAGGUGGAAACACAAAUAACAUUUUGGAGGACAUCACAGACAUCCCAAAACUUGCUGAUAAUCUCAGGCUAGUUAGGCCCAGGAAGCUGUCACUCAAAGCUAUCAAGCCAUAUUGGUUUGUCUUUAAAGACACUUCCAUAUCUUAUUUUAAAAACAAGGAAUUUGCACAGGGAGAACCUAUUGAGAAACUAAACCUAAAAGGAUGUGAAGUUGUACCAGAUGUAAACGUUGCAGCGAAGAAGUUUGGAAUCAAAUUGCUAAUUCCUGUUGCUGAUGGCAUGAAUGAAGUGUACUUAAGAUGUGAUAACGAGAACCAGUACGCUCGGUGGAUGGCUGCUUGUGUUCUAGCCUCAAAAGGCAAGACAAUGGCUGAUAGCUCUUAUCAUCCUGAGGUCCACAAGAUCCUUUCGUUUCUAAAGAUGAAGAACUGGACCAUGUCUCCGCAGGCUGUCUCUGACCCAGAAAACACAGAUAUGAAACCAGAAUGCUUCGUCUCGCUACGUUAUACCAAAAAAUACAAGUCCAAGCAGUUGGUUGCUCGUAUUCUGGAAGCCCACCAAAACGUAUCCCAGAUGCCCCUAGUGGAGGCCAAGUUGCGUUUUAUCCAGGCAUGGCAGUCCCUCCCCGAGUUUGGCUUAUCCUACUACAUCGUAAGGUUUAAAGGAAGCAAAAAGGAUGAUGUGCUCGGGGUGUCCUAUAACAGGCUGAUACGAAUAGAUAUAGGCACGGGAGAUCCUAUCACAACAUGGAGGUUCUCCAACAUGAAGCAGUGGAAUGUGAACUGGGAAAUACGCCAGGUUGCAAUCGAGUUUGAUCAGAAUGUAUCUAUCGCGUUCACGUGCCUGAGCGCAGACUGCAAAAUCAUCCACGAGUACAUCGGGGGCUACAUCUUCCUGUCAACCCGCUCCAAAGACCAGAAUGAAACACUGGAUGAAGACCUGUUCCAUAAAUUAACUGGAGGUCAGGAAUGAGGUGAAGUAAACUCCUCCUUCUGCCUGCUUCUCCCCACAGCUAAAGAGCAGCAGAGGUGCACCAAAAAUCUGAUUGUUAACUGCUGUCUGAUAAAUAUUGUACAUGUCAAAAUCCAUCAUGUGAUAUGACUGGACUGAAGCUAAGGUCACAGGAUGCAGUACGGCAACUCCAUCAUCAACACUGGAGAAUUUUUUGUCCAAAGAAGUGGUAAAUGCCCCAUCUCUGGCAGUGUUCAAGGCCAGGUUGGACAGAGCCUUGGGCACCAUGGCCUAGUGUGAGGCGCCCCGGUCCAUGGCAGGGGGUUGGAACUGGAUGAUCUUAAGGUCCUUUCCAACCCAAACCAUUCUCUGAUUCUAAAAUUAAGUCAUAUUUGUUUUCUUUUGUACAGCUUGAAGUUUUUUAAUAAAGUGUCUUAGUUAUGGGCAUUUUUUAAUCUACUAUUUUUAAUUGCAGCAAUCUGUUUAAGCAACCAGAAAAGUAACUUGAGGAUAUUGUACAGUAAAUCUCUGUUAGAGCCAUGCAAUUCUGUUAAACUGACUAUUGGUUCAGGUCAGCAUUUAACAGGUUUAAAGCUGAAUAAAGGUAUAUUUAAAAGUUA